This is a messenger RNA of Serinus canaria (Common canary), 3451 nucleotides long. RefSeq names its product E3 ubiquitin-protein ligase TRIM39-like. Bases 242 to 1624 code for a protein of 460 amino acids. The record is from RefSeq and is a predicted model, not a curated record. Gene Ontology annotation, molecular function: protein binding; zinc ion binding. NCBI's taxonomy places the organism in Eukaryota, Metazoa, Chordata, Aves, Passeriformes, Fringillidae. The transcript has 6 exons.
GCAGCGCAGCCGCUCCGCUCUCUCCAUCAGCCCGGGCACCGGCAGGAAGCGGAACCGGGCCGGUGCCGGUGCGGGGGAAGCGGAACCGGGCCAGUGCCGGUGCGGGGGAAGCGGAACCGGGCCAGUGCCGGUGCGGCCGCGGGGGAAGCGGAACCGGGCCGGUGCCAGUGCGGCCGCUGGGGAAGUGGAAGCUGGCCGGUGCCGGUGCCGUGGCGGCGCCGGUGCCGGUGCCGGUGCCGCCAUGGCCGCGGAGCAGCUCCGCGCCUCAGCCUCCUGCCCGCUGUGCCUCGGCCUCUUCCAGGAGCCCGUGUCCAUCCACUGCGGGCACAACUUCUGCCGCCCGUGCAUCGAGCGCUGCUGGCGGAGCUGCCGGGACAGCUUCCCGUGCCCGCGGUGCCGGGAGGCGGCCCCGGAGCGCAGCCUGAGGCCCAACCCGGAGCUGGCGGGCAUCAUCCGCAUCGCGCAGCGCCUCAGCCUGGGCGGGCGCGGCGGGGCCGGCGGGCGGCUGUGCCCGAGGCACGGCCGGGCUCUGAAGCUGUUCUGCGAGGAGGAGCAGCGCCCGCUGUGCCGCGCCUGCCGCGAGGCCCCGGAGCACCGGCUGCACGCCGCCGUGCCCCUCGAGGAAGCGGCGCAGGAGCACAAGGAGAAACUCCAGGCUCACGCGCAGAUCCUCAGGGACAGGAGGGAGAAGAUGCUGGGGCUGAAGGCGGCGGAGGAGGGGAAGAGCUCGGACUUGCUGGAGCGGGUGGACGCGGAGCGGCAGCGGGUCCGGUCCCGGGUCCGGGAGCUGCAGCAGCUCCUGGAGGAGCAGGAGCGGCUCCUGCUGGCCCGGCUGGCCCAGCUGGACCGGGACAUCGUGCGGAGGCAGGAGGAGACCCUCGGCAGGCUCUCGGCGCAGAUCUCCGCCGUGGCACAGCAGAUCCAGGAGCUGGAGGAGAAAUGCCGGCAGCCGCCCUGGGAGCUGCUGCAGGACAGCAGAGACAUCCUGAGCAGGCUGGAGGAGCAGCUGGAGGAGCCCGAGGAGGCCCCGGCAGAGCCGGCAGAGGAGCCCCGGGAGCUGCCCCAGGAAAACGCCACCCUCAGGGAGAUGCUGAGGAAAUUCCAAGUCACCCUGACGCUGGACCCCGACACUGCCCAUCCCCGCCUGGCACUCUCGGAGGACCUGAAGUGUGCCCGCUGGGAGGGUGCCCGCAGAGCCGUGCCCGACCUCCCCGCUCGCUUCGACGCCUCUCGCUGCGUGCUGGCGUGCCAGGGCUUCACCGCCGGGCGCCACUACUGGGAGGUGCAGGUGUGCCAGGGCAGCGCCUGGGCCCUCGGCGUGGCCGCGGCCUCGGUGCCCAGGAAGGGCCGGCUCAGCGUCCGGCCCGAGCGCGGCGUCUGGGCCGUGGGGCGCUGCGGGGGGCAGUGCCAGGCCCUGGCAUCGCCCAGCGUGCCCAUCGCGCUGCCCGAGGCCCCGCGGGUGGUCGGGGUCUGCCUGGACUACGAGGGCGGGCGAGUGGCGUUCCUGGACGCGGCCCGGGCGGUGCCAAUGUUCGCCUUCGCCGCGGGCACCUUCGGGGGCGAGCGGCUGCUGCCCCUGCUCUGCCUGGGCAGGGGGUGCCAGCUCCGGCUGCUGUGCCCCUGAGCCCCCCGCGGGGGGGGGGAAUUGACCCUUUUCCGUGGUUUGCCAUCAUUUCUGUCAUUUCCAUCAUUUCUUCGUCAUUUCUUCAUCAUUUUCUCCAUAAUUUCUUCAUAAAUUUCCCUCAUUUCUCCAUCAUUUCUCCAUCAUUUUCUCCAUAAUUUCUCCAUCAUUUUCUCCAUAAUUUCUUCACAAAUUUCCCUCAUUUCUCCAUCAUUUCUCCAUCAUUUUCUCCAUAAUUUCUUCACAAAUUUCCCUCAUUUCUCCAUCAUUUCUCCAUCAUUUCUCCAUCAUUUCUACAUAAUUUCUUCAUAAAUUUCCAUCAUUUCUCCAUAAUCCCUCCAUCAUUUUCUCCAUCAUUUCUUCAUAAUUUCCUACAUAAUUUCUUGAUCAUUUCUCCAUAAUUUCUCCAUAAUUUUCUCCAUCAUUUCUUCCUCAUUUCUUGAUCAUUUUUCCAUCAUUUUCUCCAUAAUUUCUCCAUCAUUUUCUCCAUCAUUUCUCCAUAAUUUUCUGCAUUAUUUUCUCCUUAAUUUCUCUAUAAUUUUCUCAAUCUUUUCUCCCGCUUUUCUCAGUAAUUUUCUCCAUAAUUUCUUCAUAAUUUCUCCAUAAUUUCUCAAUAAUUUUCUCCAUAAUUUCUUCAUAAUUUCUCCAUCAUUUCUCAAUAAUUUUCUCCACCUUUUCUUGAUCAUAUUCUCCAUAAUUUAUCCAUCAGUUCUCCAUAAUUUUCUCCAUCAUUUCUCCAUCAUUUUCUGUGUUAUUUUCUCCCUAAUUUUUCUAUAAUUUUCUCAAACAUUUCUCCAUCUUUUCUCAAUAAUUCUCUCCAUCUUUUCUUGAUCAUUUCUCCAUCAUGUCUCGAUCAUUUUCUCCAUAAUUUCUCCAUCAUUGUCUCCAUCAUUUUUUCAUAAUUUCCUCCAUCAUUUCUUGAUCAUUUCUCCAUCAGUUCUCCACAAUUUUCUCCAUAAUUUCUCUAUAAUUUUCUCGAUCAUUUCUCCAUCUUUCCUCAAUAAUUUCCUCCAUCAUUUCUUGAUCAUUUCUCCAUCAUGGCUUGAUCAUUUUCUCCACAAUUUCUCCAUAAUAUUUCUCGAUCAUUUUGUCCAUCAUUUGUCCAUCAUCUUCUCCAUUAUCUCUCCAUAAUUUCUCCAUAAUUUUCUCAAUCAUUUCUCCAUCUUUUCUCAAUAAUUUUCUCGAUAAUUUUCUCAAUAAUUUUCUCCAUAAUUUUCUCCAUCAUUUCUCCCUCAUUUCUCGACUAUUUUGUCCCUCAUUUCUCCCUCAUUUCUCCAUAAUUUCUCCCUCAUUUCUCCAUCAUUUCCUCCAUCAUUUCUCCAUCACUUCUCUCUCAUUUCCCCAUAAUUUCUCCAUAAUUUUUCCAUCAUUUCUCGACUAUUUCUCCAUCCUUUCCACCAUCUCCCAUUUCCUGCCGGGGGAAUUCAGGGAGAUGUUGGUUCCAGGGCUGUGAGGGGCUUUUACCUUUUGGAGGGUGAGCAAGGAAGGGGAAAAGACACUCAGUGACCUUUUCUUGGUGAAUUCGACCCAAAAAUCGUUAACUUAGCUCGUGUUUUUAGGCGACAAAGCUGUUUUCGUGCAUCCCUGGUGGUCUAGUGGUUAGGAUUCGGCGCUCUCACCGCCGCGGCCCGGGUUCGAUUCCCGGUCAGGGAAUCAACUUUUUAAUUUCGCUAAAAAAAAAUUCAUUUAUUUGGAAAAAAAUCUACUCCUGUUUAAAUAAUCUCCAAACCCCCCAAAAAACCCUUUUCUCCUCCUUUUUUUGUGCCUCGUCCCCUCCCCCCUUCCGCCCGCCCCGGCGCCUUCUGUUACCCAGCGACAAUUAAAUAAAUG